AUGGCUGCCACGUCGUCGUUCCUGACACCUGGGCUCGCUGCCCAGGAGGGCCAUCUUGCUUCCUUACAUUUGCGCCGUGAUGCUGCAAUUCCCGUAGUGCUUGCAUCAAAGCCUUCUACAGAACAAGAUGCAGGCUACGCAGAGGGUAUGGUGACCAACACCCGCUUUGGAUCCUUUCCACACUCAACAAUUAUCGGCACACCUUGGGGCUCGCAAAUAAGAGCUAGCAAGGUCGAUACAGGAUCGCGCGGGCGAGUCACUUCGAAGAAGCGCAAAGCGAGCGAGCUCAACGACGAAGGUGCUGAGGAUGAUGAAACCAAAGAAGCAGAGUCCGCCGAUUCAGGUUUCUUGCACGUUCUGCCACCAACGCCGGAGUCCUGGACCUACUCUCUACCACAUAGGACACAGGUUGUCUACACGCCCGACUACAGCUACAUUCUUCAUCGUAUCAGAGCGAGGCCAGGAACAAGGCUGAUCGAGGCCGGGAGUGGAAGUGGAAGCUUCACACACGCCGCAGCUCGGGCAGUCUUCAAUGGCUAUCCUUCUGGACACGAUCAAAGCGCUGGACUAGGGAGGGUAUUCAGCUACGAAUUUCACAAGGAGCGACAUGAGAAAGUGUCAGAGGAGAUGAAGACACACAAUUUGUCUUCUCUCGUUACAUGCACGCACGCCGAUGCGUAUAAGGACGGAUUCUUGCUCCCUGUCGGAGAAGGCGAUGCUCGGUCUCAGUCUCCGAGAGCGUCUGCCAUCUUCCUGGACUUACCAGCACCAUGGUCUGCUUUACCGCACCUCACCCGCGUUACGACCGAGGAAGGCCCCUCGGCUCUGGAUCCAGAUUCACCUGUCUACAUCUGUACCUUCUCGCCUUGUAUCGAACAAGCACAGAAGACCAUCUCAUACCUCCGGAAGUACUCCUGGCUCGACAUUCAGAUGGUCGAGGUCAACCACAAGCGUCUCAACGUCCUUCGAUCAUACACAUCACUAUCAUACUCAGGCAUGCGUGGCGUCAAUCCAUACCCAGAGGACGUCUCAGCCGCCCUCGACCAUCUCAAAGCCAUCGACCGGCGAGCCAAGGAUUUCCAUGCUGGAAGCACCAGUCUACCUCCAUCAGCAAAAGUGAAGAGGAUAGAGAAUGCCCAGACCGAAGCACACAGCACGAUGUUUAAGGAAGGUCAGGUGAUACAUCGCUCGGAGCCGGACCUGAAGACGCAUACUUCAUAUCUGGUCUUUGCGGUGUUGCCGAAGGAAUGGACCGAAGAAGAUGAGCAGAAGGAGGCAAGGAAGUGGAGCGGAAAGGUUGAGAUCAGUGCAGAGGUGCCUAAGAGUCACCGGCAGAUGAAGAAGGAGACAAAGGCGAAGCGGAAAAGCCGAGAAGCACAAGGGCAGGAUCAUACAAAUGGCGUUUCUUGGGAGCAGGCUGGCACGUAUGAUGCCAGCAACGCGAUGUCGCUAGACUAA
This is a messenger RNA of Cyphellophora attinorum, 1458 nucleotides long. Its product is annotated as tRNA (adenine(58)-N(1))-methyltransferase catalytic subunit trm61. Gene Ontology annotation, biological process: tRNA methylation. The transcript has a single exon. NCBI's taxonomy places the organism in Eukaryota, Fungi, Ascomycota, Eurotiomycetes, Chaetothyriales, Cyphellophoraceae. The record is from RefSeq and is a predicted model, not a curated record. Gene Ontology annotation, cellular component: nucleus; tRNA (m1A) methyltransferase complex. Bases 1 to 1458 code for a protein of 485 amino acids.